Brassicogethes aeneus is the source of this 674-nucleotide messenger RNA. NCBI's taxonomy places the organism in Eukaryota, Metazoa, Arthropoda, Insecta, Coleoptera, Nitidulidae. The record is from the annotation of a GenBank genome assembly.
CGCACACAUAACCUAACUUACAGAAGAAGAAGAUUAACCUAAUACUGACAUUCUUGAAAAAUAUUUUAAAAUGAUUAAUUUAAGGAGUUGUACAAGAUUGGCGAAUAGGAUUGUGCAGGAAACGAGAAAUGCCAGUACGAAGGUACAAAAUAGCGAAAUAUCGCCGAUUUUUACCAACAGAAAUCCAAGAAAUUUGGAAAAAUUAAGAAUUGCCUAUAAACCCGAUGGUUAUCAUGUUGAUGCUCCUGGAAAAUGUUAUUGGCAUAAGUUACAUUUAACAAAAAGUGAGAGAUACGUUUCGGCUUAUAUUGAACAUUUUGAAAAUGGGGCUGUUGUUAAAGCCAGUACCUCAGAAUGGGCUCUAAAGAAAUUUUUAUAUAGGUAUAAUGAUACUUCUGCUUAUAUUAAUCUAGGAAGGGUUCUUGCACAAAGAUGUUUGGAAUCUGGGCUGGCAGAAAUUAGAUGUGAUAUUAAGCCGAGAAACAGUGAUGGUAAAGUAGCUUUAUUUUUAAAAGCUGUCCAAGAUUCGGGAAUUAAAUUGGAAGAAGCCACACAAUAUAAACCUGCUAGACCUUGGGAUCAAUAUCGACAAGAAAAACCAUGGGAAGUCACAGAAUAAAUUGAAUAGUUUAAUAAAUAAUAGUUUUAAGUUGAUUUUGUGUUAUUUAUACCAC